AUGGUCACAACUGAGCUGGAAAAUGGUAUACGGGCUCUCGAACUCAAGGCGAUUCAGAAAUGUAAGCGGUGUAAGGAAAUCGACGCUCUAGUGAUUGUGAGGCAGGAAAGCUUAUGCAGUGAAUGUUUUGACAAGUAUGUCCGUUCAAAAUAUAUCAAGCGCAUGGAAUCUUUUCGAGUCCGCUACGCUCCCAAUGAUACCGGUGUCAUAGUGCCCACCCAAACCACUCUCCUUAUCCCUCUCUCUUUCGGGGUUUCUUCGACCGCUCUCCUAAACCUCAUUUCCAACCAACUUAAAGCUCAGCGCCAAAGAUCUAACGGCCAAACCGGCUAUAACUGUCUGGUAAUCCACGUCGACGAAAGCUGUGUAGACCCCUCGGUACCACCCCAGGAAAGCAUCAGCGCCGUACAAGAGCGAUUUUCCGACAUUGGGACUUUUAGAGUGGUAAAUAUUGAGGACAUCUAUGAUUUCCGGAAUGUGGCAAGGGAGGUAGAGCUGGACCAUGGGGUGGACGAGGAGAAGGGUGGUAGUGAUACUUUCGACAAGAAAGAGGUGCUGAUGCACUUACUAUCUUCACUGCCGUCAACGACCUCGAGAAUGGACAUAUUAUCGAUCCUACGAACACGAUUAAUCGUGGAGAUUGCUAAAAAGGAGGGAUGCGCAGCGGUUUUAUGGGGGGAUUCGACGACUAGGCUAGCUCAGAAAACCUUGGCCGAGACCGCAAAGGGAAGAGGGUUUUCAAUACCAUGGCAGACUGCAGAUGGGGAUUCUCCAUUUGGUAUUGAGUUCCGAUACCCAGUCCGCGACCUCCUUAAGAACGAACUCGUAAACUACGUCUCUAUUCCUCUCCCAACCUCACCAAAACCAUUACUACCUCUCUGUGUAGCCUACUCGCCAGAUGCAAAACAUACAGCAGCUAAUGCCGCAAGUGGACGGAACAUUACGAUUGACGAGCUUAUGAUACAAUAUUUUGAUGGCAUUGAGACGCAGUACCCUUCUAUUGUGGCGAAUGUUGUCAGUACUGCGGGAAAACUUAAGCCAUUGAGAAGGCCGGCGGGUAUUAAUAUAAGCUGCAAGAUAUUAACCGAGUUAAACGCGGAGAGUAGCAUGUGUUAUGGGUGUGCAAGGGCUAUGCAUGGUGCAGGCGCUUAUGAUUGGCCGUUAGAGCCUUAA
Molecule: messenger RNA, 1173 nt
Organism: Morchella importuna
Lineage: Eukaryota; Fungi; Ascomycota; Pezizomycetes; Pezizales; Morchellaceae
Exons: 4
Coding region: 1-1173 (390 amino acids)
Biological process (GO): tRNA wobble position uridine thiolation
Cellular component (GO): cytosol
Molecular function (GO): tRNA binding; sulfurtransferase activity
Source: RefSeq, a predicted model, not a curated record